This is a messenger RNA of Cantharellus anzutake, 432 nucleotides long. RefSeq lists its product as uncharacterized. Lineage: Eukaryota; Fungi; Basidiomycota; Agaricomycetes; Cantharellales; Hydnaceae. The transcript has 4 exons. The record is from RefSeq and is a predicted model, not a curated record. The coding region runs from base 1 to 432 and encodes 143 amino acids.
AUGGCCGACGUUGGUCCUUACGGUAAUCAGCGUGCCGCGCGUUUCAAUGCAUGGCACGAGCAAGGAGUUUGUCCCCUUUCCCCUCUUGCAUUCUUCGAUUCAUCACUUACAACGUCCGGCAGCGCACCAAAGUUAAGUAUCAAAUUCAGGGAACAACUUACGGUGCAUGAUGGUCCUGCCUCAUGUCCCUGCGCCUUUGCGACGUUCGAGUUGGAUCUUAGACAAGUCGCUCAGGUGGUCCUCGCACCCGGACUGGGACCUGAGUACCAUUUUCGACGUACACUGCCUUCGCCUUCCAUCCAGAAAGAGUUCAAGCAUCACAUCGACCUGCAAGCCUUUGAUGACCAAGGAGCAGACAUUCCUCGCGGAGUUGUUCUGUGGGUGACAGCUGUGUUCCGUUGCCUGAUAGCACGUAGGGGUCUGCUUGUUUAA